AUGCACCAGCCCUCGGCCAAGGGCAAGUUCUCUCCCAAGGAGCCCUGUCUUAAGAGCCAGACUGCCACCAAGGCCCCCGCUGUUGCCACAAGCCCGCCUGCUGUGAAGGGUCCUCUCGCCAUGGAAAACCAGUUUCGUGUCAAAGGGCAACCCAUCACUGAGGCCCGACCUGCUACCGAGGCCCGAAAACGACCUUCAGACCGCAACGAAGACCAGGCUCACGAGAGGCGCCGUUCCUGA
Molecule: messenger RNA, 240 nt
Organism: Colletotrichum spaethianum
Lineage: Eukaryota; Fungi; Ascomycota; Sordariomycetes; Glomerellales; Glomerellaceae
Exons: 1
Coding region: 1-240 (79 amino acids)
Source: RefSeq, a predicted model, not a curated record